UGUCCGCAGUCUCUGGUCAUCUCCUGUACUGUGUCCGCAGUCUCUGGUCAUCUCCUGUACUGUGUCCGCAGUCUCUGGUCAUCCCUGUACUGUCCGCAGUCUCUGGUCAUCCCUGUACUGUGUCCGCAGUCUCUGGUCAUCUCCUGUACUGUCCGCAGUCUCUGUCUCUGGUCAUCCCUGUACUGUGUCCGCAGUCUCUGGUCAUCCCUGUGCUGUCCGCAGUCUCUGGUCAUCUCCUGUACUGUGUCCGCAGUCUCUGUUCAUCCCUGUACUGUGUCCGCAGUCUCUGGUCAUCCCUGUACUGUCCGCAGUCUCUGGUCAUCUCCUGUACUGUGUCCGCAGUCUUUGGUCAUCCCUGUACUGUGUCCGCAGUCUCUGGUCAUCCCUGUACUGUGUCCACAGUCUCUGGUCAUCCCUGUACUGUGUCCGCAGUCUCUGGUCAUCCCUGUACUGUCCGCAGUCUCUGGUCAUCCCUGUACUGUCCGCAGUCUCUGGCCAUCUCCUGUACUGUGUCCGCAGUCUGGUCAUCCCUGUACUGUCCGCAGUCUCUGGUCAUCCCUGUACUGUGUCCGCAGUCUCUGGUCAUCCCUG
This is a messenger RNA of Staurois parvus, 591 nucleotides long. NCBI's taxonomy places the organism in Eukaryota, Metazoa, Chordata, Amphibia, Anura, Ranidae. The record is from the annotation of a GenBank genome assembly.